This is a messenger RNA of Leguminivora glycinivorella, 4296 nucleotides long. RefSeq names its product regulator of nonsense transcripts 1-like (gene Upf1). Bases 153 to 3272 code for a protein of 1039 amino acids. Gene Ontology annotation, biological process: nuclear-transcribed mRNA catabolic process, nonsense-mediated decay. The transcript has 12 exons. The record is from RefSeq and is a predicted model, not a curated record. Gene Ontology annotation, cellular component: cytoplasm. Gene Ontology annotation, molecular function: zinc ion binding; DNA binding; RNA binding. Lineage: Eukaryota; Metazoa; Arthropoda; Insecta; Lepidoptera; Tortricidae.
AACAACUAACAUGGCGUAUUUUCCUAUUCGUCAUUCUUUCCUAGUCGUUUGAUAAUUAUUGCGUGGCUGUUAUGGGAGGAUUGUUUUAUCGUUCUGUUAUUAAUCUUUUUGACACGUUUUCCAAAUUUUAACUAAAAUUACUAUACACCACCAUGAGCGUCGACGCGUAUGGACCGAGCUCCCAAACGCUCACAUUCCUGGAUACUGAAGAAGCUGAUCUUAUAGGAGCUGAUACUCAAGGAUCGGAGUUCGAGUUUACUGAUUUCACGCUCCCUUCGCAGAGCCAAACUCAGGCUUCGCAGCAUGAUCAUGGUCUAACCACUACCAACCAGGUUAACGGCUUAGGUCGUUUGGAUCUGAGUUCUAAGGUCUCUUCUGUUACUAAUGCGAUAGCAGAGUUGCAAUUUGAGGAAGAGGAUGAAGCGCUGUACAGUAGCAAAGAACUGCCUGACCAUGCUUGCAAGUACUGCGGUAUCCACGACCCUGCCACCGUAGUGAUGUGCAAUAUAUGCAACAAGUGGUUCUGCAAUGGCCGUGGCAACACCUCUGGCUCUCAUAUCAUCAACCACCUAGUGCGUGCUAAGCAUAAAGAGGCAGCUCUCCACCGCGACGGGCCACUGGGGGAGACCCUGCUUGAAUGCUACUCUUGUGGUGCAAGGAACGUGUUUGUUCUGGGCUUUAUUCCUGCCAAGGCCGACUCUGUUGUGGUGUUGCUGUGUCGUCAACCUUGCGCGGCACAGAGUUCCCUCAAGGACAUGAACUGGGACCAGGAGCAAUGGAAGCCAUUGAUUUCGGACCGCGCUUUCCUGUCUUGGCUGGUCAAAGUGCCGUCUGAAGCUGAACAGAUGAGGGCCCGUCAAGUGACCCCGCAGCAGAUCGGACGUCUGGAAGAACUGUGGCGUGACAACGUGGACGCCACCUUCCAAGACCUGGAGAAGCCAGGCGUGGACGAGGAGCCUCACCAGGUGCUGCUCAGAUACGAAGAUGGCUAUCAAUACCAAAACAUCUUCGGCCCACUGGUCAAGCUUGAAGCGGACUAUGACAAGAGGCUAAAAGAGUCUCAAACGCAAGAGGGCAUCGAAGUUCGCUGGGACGUCGGGCUUAACAAGAAAACCAUUGCCUACUUCACCCUGGCGAAGACUGACAGUGAUAUGAAGCUGAUGCAUGGAGAUGAGCUAAGGCUGAGAUACGUGGGCGAGCUGCACAAGCCCUGGGCGGGCGUGGGCCACGUGAUCAAAGUCCCUGAUAACUAUGGGGACGACGUCGGGCUCGAACUGAAAUCCGGAGCCGGCGCGCCAGCAGACUGCACCGCCAGCUUCGUAGUGGACUUCAUAUGGAAGAGCACCAGCUUCGACCGGAUGCAACUGGCCCUCCGCAAGUUCGCCGUAGACGAGUCCUCUGUGUCCGGCUACAUCUACCGCCGUCUGCUCGGCCAUGAAGUCGAUGAGGUGUUGUUCCGCGUGCACUUACCCAAGCACUUCAGCGCGCCGAAUCUGCCCGACCUCAAUCGAUCCCAGGUGUACGCCGUAAAGCACGCUCUUCAGCGCCCCCUAUCGCUCAUCCAAGGCCCGCCCGGCACCGGCAAAACGGUCACUUCAGCCACCAUCGUCUACCAACUCGUCCGGCAGUCCGGCGGCCCCGUGCUAGUGUGUGCACCCUCUAAUACUGCUGUCGAUCAACUGACUGAAAAAAUUCAUCGCACUGGGUUGAAGGUUGUGAGGCUGUGUGCCAAGUCGAGAGAAGCGAUGGAGUCUUCGGUAUCAUUUUUGGCGUUGCAUGAGCAGGCGCGCGCCCUCGGCUCGGCGGACAGCGAGCUCCGCAAGCUGACGCGGCUGAAGGAGGAGGCGGGCGAGCUGUCCGCCGCCGACGAGCGCCGCUACCGCGCGCUGCGCCGCGCCGCCGAGCGCCGGCUGCUCGACGCCGCCGACGUCGUCUGCACCACCUGCGUCGGAGCAGGUGACCCCCGCGUGGCGCGCAUGCGCUUCCAGUCCAUCCUGAUCGACGAGGGCAUGCAAUCCACCGAGCCCGAGUGCAUGGUGCCUGUCGUCCUCGGCGCCAGGCAACUCAUCCUGGUCGGCGACCACUGCCAGCUCGGGCCCGUCGUCAUGUGCAAGAAGGCAGCCAAAGCAGGUCUCUCCCAGUCCCUCUUCGAGCGCCUCGUCGUCCUCGGCAUCCGACCCUUCCGCCUCGAAGUACAGUACCGCAUGCAUCCCGAACUAUCACGAUUCCCUUCCGAUUUCUUCUACGAAGGAUCACUCCAAAACGGAGUCAGCGCGGAGGAGCGGAGGUUACAUAAGAUAGACUUCCCUUGGCCGAGACCCGAUCGUCCCAUGUUCUUCUACGUCACGCAGGGUCAAGAAGAAAUCGCCGGAUCGGGUACCUCUUAUCUAAAUCGUACUGAGGCUGCUAAUGUUGAAAAGCUGACCACUCGCUUUUUAAAAGCCGGCGUGAGGCCUGAACAGAUCGGUAUUAUCACUCCCUAUGAAGGACAGAGAUCGUACUUAGUUCAGCAUAUGCAGUACCAGGGAAGUUUACACGCUAAAUUGUAUCAAGAAAUUGAAGUCGCCAGCGUCGACGCUUUCCAAGGUCGGGAAAAGGAUAUUAUAAUCAUGUCGUGCGUCCGCUCCAAUGAACAUCAAGGUAUAGGUUUCUUGAGCGACCCGAGGCGUCUAAACGUGGCUCUAACGCGCGCGAAGUACGGAUUAAUCGUCGUCGGGAACCCUAAGGUUCUCAGCAAGCAGCCCCUAUGGAAUCAUUUACUGGCUUUCUACAAGGAGCGUCGAGUGCUGACCGAGGGGCCGCUGUCGAAUCUGAAGGAGUCGGCGAUUCAGUUCGCGAAGCCGAAGAAGCUGGUGAACGCGCAGAAUCCCGGUUCGCACUUCAUGUCGACGUCGAUGUUCGACGCGCGCGAAGCGAUGGUGCCGGGGUCUAUUUACGAUAGGGCUCGACCGCUGCGGGACCCGCUGGCGUAUGUCGGCCCCGAGCGCGCCGCGUUGCUGAACGCGCCCGUGCCGCCGGCCGCCUUCAACAUGCGCGGCCCGCACACGCAGCGCCCGCUCCCCGGCCACAUGGCGCGCGGACUGGGCGCGCGACGCCGGCCGCCGCGGCUGUCGCAGGAGCCGCUGUCGCAGCAGGCGGCGCUGUCGCUGUCGCAGGGCGCGUCGCAGCCGGAGUUCAGCCAGGAGUCGCUGGCGCCCGACUGCCCGUCGCAGCCGGACGGGCUGCUGUCGCAGGACUCCACGUACCAGGGCGGGUUCCGGCGCCAGUACUGAGCGGCGCGGCCGCACGGAUGAUGCCGACGACACGCCGCGCGCCCGCUCGAGGCCGCCGGGACGAGGACGCCGGGCGCCGUGCCCGCGCCCGCACCCGCACCCGCGCCGUCCGGACCGCCAGAAUAUUACAAACUGCGACUCGAACUGAGCAGAUCUCUAAAUUCAGCCGUUAAACUAAAUUCUUGUUACGUUUUUUGUAUUCUAAUCGAACCGUUGUUCAUAGACAUCUUUAGCUCUUAGAGGCGUCCCGAGUCUUCAGUGAUUAUGUCAUAUGACUUGAAAAUUUCGACCCUCGCCCCCGUGACCGAAUGGCCGAGUGGUCCAGGCAUCCGUGGCUAUAACGGAGGACGUUUGGAGGCCUUGGUCAUUUUUCUUUUGUAUAUGACAUUUAUUUCAGUUUACAUCUUUAGCUUUUCGGUCGAACCGACCGUAGUUUUUCCGUAUAGAGCGACUCAUUUAACUUCAAUUUCAACCGAUAAGCGACGUCUCUUAUCGAUAUUCGUCUGCCACAUUACCGACACAGUACGUAGUCUACGAUCCGAGUUAUAAAGUCAGUCUGACUAUAAGCGUAGUGACUUCAUUGUUUUUCCUUCUCAAGUUAAAGAGAUCAUAAACAUCACACGAAUUCAAGCCGCGAAAAUUUGCCGUAGACGUUAAAAGCGAAAGGAUUGUACUAAAAACUAUUUUACAGUAAAUAUUUUUAUAUAAAAUACGAAAGUAUGUCUAAAUUGUUAUCUGACGUAACUACAAUGUUGUGUUGCGCGUUUCAACCCUUUGACCGCCAAGAACGCCUAAAGGCGUCUAUGCUGUCGUGCCCACGACGCCAGCGACGCCUAAAUUUGCUAUUGCGGACGCUGUCAAAGUAAUUGUCCAACUGACAGAUAAGGUUUAUUUUCGUUAUUUACUAGUAGGCAUUGGCGUGUAGGCAAAGCGUUCAAAGGGUUAAAUUAUGUUAUGUAACAGAAAAUACUGCCAACUUGUUAUUUGUGAAGGAAAAUCAAUAAAGAUUUACCUAUUUCAUGGA